Messenger RNA from Mollisia scopiformis, 1785 nucleotides. RefSeq names its product argininosuccinate synthase-like protein. The coding region runs from base 255 to 1496 and encodes 413 amino acids. Gene Ontology annotation, molecular function: ATP binding; argininosuccinate synthase activity. The transcript is spliced from 7 exons. Gene Ontology annotation, cellular component: cytoplasm. Lineage: Eukaryota; Fungi; Ascomycota; Leotiomycetes; Helotiales; Mollisiaceae. The record is from RefSeq and is a predicted model, not a curated record. Gene Ontology annotation, biological process: L-arginine biosynthetic process; urea cycle.
UGCACAUUGCGGAAGAUCUCAACACGCUUGCGAAAAUUUAAAAAACUGUUCACGUCUCCCCUCCUUUAGUGGAGCUUGCCUUAUCUUAUCUUAGCGUGCCGAGAGCGGGCUGUUUACAAUAAAAUUUCUGAGCUGCUCUUCUGUUUGUCCAUUGACUCACCUCUACAACAGAAGCUAGUUGGCAGAAGCAAUAUAAUCCUUCCAAAACUACGAACACUUCCAUCAAAUCUCUAUUCCAAUUACGAGGCUUCACAAUGGCAAAAGACAAGGUCUGUCUCGCAUACUCUGGUGGUCUUGAUACUAGCUGUAUCUUGGCAUGGUUGCUGGAGAAGGGAUAUGAUGUUGUGUGCUUCAUGGCAGAUGUAGGCCAAGAAGAGGACUUUGAUGCUGCGAAGGCCAAGGCGAAGAAGAUUGGCGCUUCUGCUUGCUACGUUGAGGAUCUGAGACGUGAAUUCAUUGAGGAGUUGUGCUUCCCAGCUAUUCAAUGCAAUGCUAUCUAUGAGAAUGUUUACCUUCUUGGUACAUCCCUCGCCCGCCCAGUUAUUGCACGAGCACAAAUCAAAGUCGCACAAAAGGAGGGCUGCAUUGCUGUUUCUCACGGUUGCACUGGCAAGGGCAAUGAUCAAGUUCGAUUCGAGCUCGGAUUCUAUGCUCUCCAACCUUCCAUCAAGGUCAUUGCCCCAUGGCGUAUGCCCGAAUUCUACGAACGCUUCGCUGGUCGCAACGAUCUCCUCGAUUACGCAGCAAAGGCUGGUAUCCCAGUAAGCAGCACAAAGAGCAAGCCAUGGAGCAUGGACGAGAACUUGGCACACUGCAGUUAUGAGGCUGGUAUCUUGGAGGACCCAGAUGUCACCGCCCCAGAGGAUAUGUGGAAGUUGACCGUGGACCCAUUGAAGGCUCCCGAUACCCCAGAGGACUUUACUUUGGUGUUCGAGAAGGGUCUGCCAGUAAAGCUCAUUACCAGCAAAGGCAAGACCAUCACCGAUGCUGUUGAGUUGUUCUUGGAGGCCAAUGCUAUUGCCCGCCGACACGGUGUUGGACGUAUCGAUAUCGUUGAGAACCGAUUCAUUGGUCUCAAGUCCCGUGGCUGCUACGAGACUCCGGGUCUGACCUGCUUGCGCUCUGCACACAUUGAUCUCGAGGGUCUGGUUCUCGACCGUGAGGUUCGUGCUCUCCGUGAUCAGUUCGUCACAUUCAACUACGCCAAGAUCCUGUACAAUGGCCUGUACUUCUCCCCUGAACGUGAGUUCCUUGAGGAGUCGAUCAUUGCCUCCCAAAAGACCGUCAAUGGAACUGUUCGUUGCCGUGUCUACAAGGGACUUUUCUCUGUGCUUGGACGUAGCUCCGAGACUGAGAAGCUUUACGAUGCCAGUGAGAGUUCUAUGGAUGAGAUUGGUGCUUUCUCUCCACAGGAGACUGGUGGUUUCAUCGCUGUUCAAGCUAUUCGCUUGAAGAAGCACGGCGAGGCCAAGUUGGCACGAGGCGAGAAGAUCUAGAUACCCUUUCGCUUCACUUGGGAGGAAACUUGAACAAAAGCAAAGCAUCUGGGGGCUUCUUUCAUAUUUCUGACGAUGAGGCUACUUUACUUAUCCUCUGAAGACUCGGGCAACUAAUUUGGGGGACUUGCACUUGAAUUCGGUUCUGAAACGGAAAAGCUUCUAGUCCUUGCUGCACUUGCUUGCUUGCUGCUUUGUAUCUCGCAGUCUAUUCGAGCGUGCCUUUUACUACCCUAUUCAGACGCAAAUAAAAAAAAUACAAACAAUUCAGAAUAAAUUCAAAUGCGAA